GGAGCCGAGGCCCUGGAGCUCCCGCGCGGAGGGGGACUCGUGGGGGACGUAGGGCUGGAGCCUGACUCGCGUUGGAGCCGCGCACUAUGUAGCUGCUGUCAUGUGCCGGGUUCCGACCCGGGGGGAGGAAGCGAGCGAGCCCGAUUCCGCUCCCUUUUGUUUUGAAGCUCGCAUUUGCUGCAGCGAGCAGUUGGUCUGGUACCGGCGAACUUGCAGCUGUUGUGACCGCACUCCGUCGAGCCUGCCCAGGCCCCUGAGCUGGAGGGAUGGAAAACUCUUCCGCAGCAUCGGCCUCCUCUGAGGCGGGGAGCAGCCGCUCCCAGGAAAUAGAGGAGCUGGAGCGCUUCAUUGACAGCUAUGUACUGGAGUACCAGGUGCAGGGGCUGCUGGCUGAUAAGACGGAGGGCGACGGCGAGAGCCAGAGAACACAGUCCCACAUCUCCCAGUGGACAGCGGACUGCAGUGAGCAGCUGGACAGCAGCAGUUCCUUCUCCCGAGGGCGAGCCCCCCCACAGCAGAAUGGCAGCAAAGACAACUCUCUGGACAUGCUGGGCACAGACAUCUGGGCUGCCAACACCUUUGAUUCCUUCAGUGGUGCCACCUGGGACCUGCAGCCUGAAAAGCUAGACUUCACGCAGUUCCACCGCAAGCUCCGACAUGCGCCGAAGCAGCCCCUGCAACACAUUGACCGGGAAGGGUGUGGAAAAGGGAAGCUGGAAGAUGGAGAUGGCAUCAACCUGAAUGACAUUGAGAAGGUCCUUCCAGCCUGGCAGGGCUACCACCCGAUGCCCCAUGAGGUGGAGAUUGCGCACACCAAGAAGCUGUUCCGGAGGAGGAGAAACGACCGAAGACGGCAGCAGAGACCUCCAGGAGGAAACAAGCCCCAGCAGCACAGUGACCACCAGCCAGGCAGUGCCAAACACAACAGGGACCAUCAGAAGUCCUACCAAGGGGGCCCAGUGCCUCAUGCCUCAGGGAGGCCUACCCACCACGGCUACAGCCAGAACCGGCGCUGGCACCACAGCAAUAUGAAGCACCCACCAGGCGACAAAGGGGAGGCAGGUGCCCACCGCAAUGCCAAAGAGACCAUGACCAGCGAGAGCCCCAAACUUGACACCCUAGGGGACACUGGGCACAGUGGCCUUGAACCCCCUCGCAGCCCUGAUGCCCCAGUCCCACCAGCAUCCGAGAGGCUACCCACGCCAGUGCCAGGGGGACCAGAGGCUGAGACAAAGCGUAAAGACAGUAUUAUUCCCGAGCGCAUCGGGGAGCGGCCCAGAAUUACCCUGCUCCAGUCCUCCAAAGACAGGCUUCGCCGAAGGCUAAAAGAAAAGGUACCGGAUGAAGUGAUGGUGGAGACAACCAACCCUCAGCAGAACAAGAUGGACAAGUUGAUAGAGAUCUUGAACAGCAUGCGAAACAACAGCAGCGAUGUGGAUGCGAAGCUCACCACCUUCAUGGAGGAGGCCCAGAACUCUACCAACUCCGAAGAGAUGCUGGGCGAGAUCGUGCGGACCAUCUACCAGAAGGCCGUGUCAGACCGUAGCUUUGCCUUCACUGCUGCCAAGCUCUGUGACAAAAUGGCACUCUUCAUGGUGGAGGGGACCAAGUUCCGGAGCCUGCUGCUCAACAUGCUCCAGAAGGACUUCACGGUGCGCGAGGAGCUGCAGCAGCAGGACGUGGAACGCUGGCUGGGCUUCAUCACCUUCCUGUGUGAGGUGUUUGGCACCAUGCGUAGCAGCACCGGAGAGCCCUUCCGCGUACUGGUGUGCCCCAUCUACACUUGCCUCAGGGAGCUUCUGCAGUCUCAGGAUGUGAAGGAAGAUGCUGUCCUUUGCUGCUCUAUGGAGCUACAGAGCACAGGGCGACUGCUGGAAGAGCAGCUGCCCGAGAUGAUGACAGAGCUUCUAGCCAGUGCUCGAGAUAAGAUGCUGUGCCCCACAGAGUCCAUGCUGACCCGGUCUCUGCUCCUGGAGGUCAUCGAGCUCCAUGCCAACAGCUGGAACCCACUGACACCCCCCAUCACGCAGUACUACAACAGAACCAUCCAGAAACUGACAGCCUGACAGCCAGGGGGCCUGGCGGGCGGCCCAUGGGCAGCUGAGGCCCUGGUGCACAGGGCCAGAUGGACAGGCGGGAGGACAGGGGUGGCCCUGGUGGGAGAAAGAAAUGGGGAGGAAGGCAAGCAGAGUCGGUGGCCAGUCUGGAGCCAGCCAGGAAAGUGAUCAAAUCCCUCAGAAGAGCCCCCCUAGGCAUAAACACCCCCACCUGAGCCUGAGCAUGCGGCAGCUCCUACCAACAAGGGAAGCAUGUUUCUUUUCCAUGGUGGCCCUGGCCCUAGACCUCCCUCACUCCCACCCCUCUCCACCCCCUGCCAUCCAACUCCUCCACCUCAAGCAGAGAUCUCAUCUCUGCUGCUCCUCAGAGGCCCCUGCCCCCCUGCAGCCCUGAACACCAGCCUCCCACACCGGGGCACUGCUUGGGUCAGAAAAGACCUCAGAAGGCUGAAAAAGUGGGUCGAGACGGGCUCCCAUUGUUUCCUUCGUGCUGUCAGCCGCAGUCGCCAACUGGCAGCAGGCGACAUGUAGCAGAUGUCCGGGAGGACAAAGGCAGGCACGGUCCCCACCAGCCGCCAGUAAUUGACGGCCUUUGUCAGCCACAGUGGAGCUAGGGAGAGGCGCUUUGCUCUGCUCUUCACACCCCACCCUCCCAAGCUCAGUUCCUCCAGCCUUGCCCCCCCACACCCCGCCCAGGCCUAGGAGGCUGGCAGCCGGGAGGGGAGCUGGAGCUUGCAGCUCAGUUUGCACCCUUUUCUUUUGUUGUGUUUUAUUUUUCAAAAGUCGGUUGCUUUGAAGUCUCUUCUCUCAAUGAAAAUACCCUCGAUGUGAUCACAUAGUCAGCCCUGCAAGGACGCCCUGAUUAAUGGAAGAUCAAACCUGGCCUCCUCUGGAAAGAUUCUAGCCAUAGACAGCUUGCCAGUAGCCAAUUAGGGUAAUUGGAAACUUCUGCCCCCGCGGGGGUCCCCUGCUGGAAUUCUGUGUUCCUCCCCCCUGGCCUGCAGCGACUCUGCUCUCCAGUUUCUGUCUCUCAAAGGAUCUGGUACUUCGGCUGCUGGACUGUAUUAGACCUGGUCCUGGCCAUGGGGGUCUUGUGGCAAACAGGGCCCAGAACAAGUUUGGUAAACUAAAACCAAAGUGAAAGUCUUGUCCCAAGCUCCUAGUGGGGAGAAGGAUUCGGUGGGAGCUGCCUGGCUCCCCGGGAUUUGUCUAAGUUAUUGGGCUGUGUCAUUGCCUGAGCCUUAUCCUAGACAGGAUCCAGAAGCCUGCCCCUUCCAGCUAUUGGGAAAGGGAGAAAUCAUUGAGUCAUAAGAAAGACAGUCAGGUGGGCCCCCUGAUGGAGCUUUCCAGGCUGGAAACAAGGCUGGGGAUUCUUGGAAGGCCCUGUCUUGGGGAGCAGCCUCUUCUAUGAGGGCUAGAGAGGAAGGUGGGGUCAAGCUCUGGGAUGCUAGCAUCAGGAUCAUGACCAGUGUCCACACAGUCCAUGUCUGAAGUGUGGAGCCCAUGCUUUGAUGAGCCCCCAUGAAAUGCCAUCAGAACCCAGCAGCUUCCUGAUUUGCUCCUUUAUUGAGGUUGGUCAUACCCUAGGUCACAUUGGAAACCUUUUAUGGCCUCCUGAUCCAAAUCAGACUGGCUGGGAGGUAAAGGGUGGGUAAGGUUUCUGCUGAUUGUUUCUGGGUCUAGGAAGAAGUUCUCCAUUCAAGCCUGAUUUGCCCCCACUGAAACUGGCCUUCUAGUGCUAGGAUGGGGGCCUGUGCCAGUCCCCCCCAAAAAGCCUACUUGGGAUGAGGUAUGGGGCCACAGUUUCCCUUUAAAUAGGUCAGUGGCCUCUGCCAAGAAGCCCACACUGGCCCCUGGCUCCUGCCUUCCUCCCCUGCUCCUCCUUCCCAGGCUUUCUCAAGAUGCUCCUUAGCUACUCGCCUGCACCAGCCCUUAGCCCCAGCCUGGAGCCCAGGGACACCAGAAACCCCACAGGAGGCCUUGAAGGAAGAGUGGGGCUGAUAUCAGGAUGCUCAGAGAGGGCACUAGGGAAAUCAUGCUCUCAUGGAGUCAGGCAGCCCUGGCCAGGCAGCUGCUCCCGUCAGCCUCAGAGGGCCACACCUAUGCUUAUAAGGGCCCCCUUCCUUCAGGGGUGUGUGUGUGUGUGUGUGUGUGUGUGUGUGUGUGUGUAAGCAUUUUGUGUGCAUCAGCAAAGAACAAAGCAGGGUUCCCAGAAGACAGAGGUCUGAAAGUUGGGUCUCCUAGACCUCUUGGGCUCGCAGGCAAGCUCCAUGAAGGGGACUCUCAAAGGUUGUGUGGAGGGGCUAGUGUCUUGUGUGGAGGGGCUAGUGUCCCGUGUGGAAGCAAGAGGCAAUUGACACUGUGGGCACUGAGGGUCAGAUGUGCCUCCCUCCUGAUGGCCUGUUUGUUGGGGGUCUUGCCUCAGGGCCAGCCCCUGUUUGGCCAUAAAGACUAGUGUGAAGACAUGAGAUAUAAAUAUGUAUUAUAUAUAAAUAUAUUUUUAAUUAUGUGUUGUGUCACGGUGGCUCCAGACGUACAGUUUGCCUAAUUUGUUCCAUUGCUUGAAAGCACUUCCUGGCCCAUCUGAAUAACACUUUUGGCUGUUUUUCUAAAUGCAGGUUGCUGCUACUUUUUCAGACAAGGAAGGAAAACAUUUUUUUUUUUUUUUUUUUUAAAGAAACACAGCAAAGCCUAAAAUUUAAGAGUCUAGGGCAACUUCCCAUGGGAGACAUCUCAGACAGGAACCAGGGGGCAGAAGUAGGCGCCCCGAAGACCCCUGCCCCUUCCCUGUGCCAGAGCCCCCUCUGCUGCAAAAGAAAGACCAGCUGGAUGUUGUGUCCCACUUGGUGGCAGGCCUUGGAGCAUGGAAGAGGCAGCCUGCAGGCAUCUCACGUCGGUCCUCGGCCCCUUCCUGUCAGGAUGAGUUAGUUUUCCUCUCCAGCAGCCCCCUUGCCAUAGUCCUGCUCCCCACGGCCUGGUGGCUUUGCCUGAGCUCUGGUGCCCCAGUCCCAGAAGGGCUCCCAGGCUCCCCCGGAUGAGGUUGGGAGCUCCAUCGUCCUCCAUGGGGACCGUGCACCCCAGAACCCAGCUUUGUCUGUUUGUCUUUCCUUAACCAGUCUGUAAACCUUUAUAGUUUGGGGAGCGUCCUGUCCAUCUGUGUAAAUGUAAAUGUUGACCUAGUCGGUAUUUAUUCUAAUUUUUAUGUUAUUUUAUUUUCUCUGAGGGGGUGGGAUUGGGAUUGUGGGAACUGUACCACUGGUCACAGCCUGGGCAGCUUCAGAGGCUGGGCCCCAGAUGGCUGCUAAGAGGAGAAGCCCCUCUGGGGCCACACCAGACAGCCACCUCCGGGAAGCCCAGUCCCAGGCCAUUAUCUGGCAUCAGAGGCUGGCCAGUAUUCCUUGUCUCACAGUAGCUUGGACCUGCUGUGGCAUGGUGUCCCUCAGCUGUCCAGGCAGUCACUCAGUUGGGAAACCUCUGGCUAGGCCCUGAGGAUGUGGGUCAGGGAAAAGAUGACUCCCCUCUGCUCAGGAUGCUUGCAUGGAAGGGCUGGCCACCUUGCCCGAGCCAGCUGGGAGCUGGACGGCAGGACCUACCUCCCUGGAGCAGGGGUCUGGGGCUUCCCACCAAAGCUGCAACAGAAUCCUGCUCACGCCGACACCUUCCCUCCAUUGGUAUGUCCUGCUUUCCAGCUGAACCCAAACUACAAGUGGAUUUAAAAAAUAAACAAUACCAAAAACCAAAAA
This is a messenger RNA of Heterocephalus glaber (naked mole-rat), 5800 nucleotides long. It is a transcript of the gene Ctif, whose product is annotated as cap binding complex dependent translation initiation factor. NCBI's taxonomy places the organism in Eukaryota, Metazoa, Chordata, Mammalia, Rodentia, Bathyergidae. Gene Ontology annotation, cellular component: cytosol. The record is from RefSeq and is a predicted model, not a curated record. Gene Ontology annotation, molecular function: protein binding; translation activator activity; RNA binding. Gene Ontology annotation, biological process: regulation of translational initiation.